AUAGGCUGGCCAAAAAUAAUAAAAUAAGCAAGCAAGUUCUUUCAAGCAUUGUAUGGAAGAAAUUGAACACAACUACACCCAAGUCAACGGGCUGAAGCUCCACACGGCGGAAAUCGGAAGCCGCUCUUCGCCAUCUGUGGUUUUCUUACACGGAUUUCCGGAUAUAUGGUACUCGUGGCGCCACCAGAUGAUCGCAGUCGCCAAGGGAGGUUUCAGAGCCAUCGCACUCGAUCACAGAGGAUACGGGCUAUCCGACCCGCCGCCCCGACCCGACCAAACCACAUUCUCGGAUCUCAUUGCUGAUCUGCUUGCUCUCCUUGAUUCUCUCAACCUUUCCAAGGUUAUUUUAGUUGGUAAAGAUUUUGGAUCACGGAUUGUUUACUUAUUCUCGCUUCUUCAUCCUUCGAGAGUAUCUGGAUUUAUCACAUUAGGCGUGCCUUUUAUUCCUCCAAGUCGUCCCUCAGCAGUGAAGCUCCAUAGCGAAGGCUCCUAUAUCUCUCGAUGGCAGGAACGAGGAAGAGCUGAGGCUGAUUUCAGCCGGUUUGACACUAGGACUGUGGUAAGAAAUAUAUACAUUCUUUUCUCGAGAAGUGAAGUGCCAACAGCUCUGGAGAAUCAGGAGGUCAUGGAUAUCGUAGACUCAUCGGCUCCUUUACCACCCUGGUUCACUGAGCAAGACCUCGACGUAUAUGCUUCUCUGUAUGAGAAAUCCGGAUUCCAAACUGCAAUGCAAGUACCGUAUAGGUCGUUAAAUGAAGAGUUCGGCAUUACAAAUGUGAAGAUUGAAGUUCCUGCAUUGGUGAUCAUGGGAGGGAAGGACUACUCGUUGAAUUUUCCUGGGAUUGCGGAAUACAUAAAGAGUGGAGUGGCGAAGAGUUAUGUGCCCAUGUAUGAAGCAACAUUGUUGCCAGAGGGUUCCCAUUUUAUGCAGGAACAAUUCCCUCACCAAGUUAGUCAGCUAAUACUUGACUUUCUUUGCAAUCACAGUUGAUUUUGAGGUGAAUGGUUGCAUACAUUUUCAUUUUUUUUGCCUUUUAUCCUACGGUUUAUG
Molecule: messenger RNA, 1051 nt
Organism: Salvia hispanica
Lineage: Eukaryota; Viridiplantae; Streptophyta; Magnoliopsida; Lamiales; Lamiaceae
Source: RefSeq, a predicted model, not a curated record